CAACUGCACUACACGCGCAAGGAACCGAAGCGCGCGUACUACCUCUCGCUCGAGUUCCUGAUGGGCCGCACGCUGGACAACGCGCUCCUGAACCUCGGUUUGAAGGAGUCCUACAACGAGGCGAUCGACAAGCUCGGGUUCAACCUCGAGGACCUGCUCGAGCAAGAGCGCGACGCUGGGCUCGGUAACGGCGGCCUCGGGCGGCUCGCAGCAUGCUACCUCGAUUCGAGCGCGAGCCAGGAGCUGCCGGUGUGGGGCUACGGCCUGCGCUACAAGUACGGCAUCUUCCAGCAGCUCAUCUCGCCCGAGGGCGCACAACUUGAGGCGCCCGACCCAUGGCUCGAGCACGACAACCCGUGGGAGCUCCCUCGCCUCGACGUCGUGUACGAUGUGCGCUUCUAUGGCCAUGCAGAGAAGCUGGACAACAUGAAGGCAGUCUGGAGCGGCGGCCAGGAGGUGCUGGCGAUGGCGUAUGACACGAUGAUCCCUGGGUACGAGACGAAGUGUACGAACAACCUCAGGCUUUGGGAGAGCAAGCCAAAGCGAGGCUUCGACUUGAACAGCUUCAAUGCUGGUGACUACGAGCGCGCGGUUGAGUCCUCCAACAGCGCAGCAGCGAUCACGGCUGUCCUCUAUCCCAAUGACCAUACGACUUUCGGAAAGGAGCUGCGCCUCAAGCAGCAAUACUUCUGGACGGCCGCCAGCUUGGCUGAUAUCAUGCGUCGCUUCAAGAACAUGGACAAGCCGAUCACUGAACUACCUGACUAUGUUGCCAUUCAACUGAACGACACUCAUCCCACGCUCGCCGUUCCCGAGCUUAUGCGCAUCCUCGUCGACGAAGAGGACGUCCCUUGGGACCUGGCCUGGCAAAUCACCACGAACGUAUUCUUCUUCACGAAUCACACUGUGCUGCCGGAAGCGCUGGAGAAAUGGGCCGUCCCGUUGAUGUCUCACUUGUUGCCUCGCCAUAUGCAAAUUAUCUUCGAUAUCAACAUGAUAUUCUUGCAAGCGGUCGAAAAGAAGUUCCCAGGAGACCGUGACAGGCUGGCAAGGAUGUCCCUCAUCGAAGAGGGCUACCCUCAACAAGUGCGCAUGGCGAACCUCGCUUGCAUCGGAAGCCGAAAAGUGAAUGGUGUCGCGGAGCUUCACUCGGAGUUGGUCAAGACGACCAUCAUGAAGGAUUUCGUAGACUUCUUCGGCGUCAGCAAGUUCUCCAACGUAACGAACGGCAUCACUCCGCGACGAUGGCUCGACCAGUGCAACCCCGGCCUUAGCCAGUUGAUCAGCGACACUUUGAAGAUGCCCAAGGCCGAGUUCCUCAAAGACCUGUUCAAGCUCGAGGGUCUCCUGAAGCAUGUAGACGACCCGACUUUCCACAAGAAGUGGGCAGUGAUCAAGCAGAGCAACAAGGAGCGCCUUGCGCGAUACGUGGAAUCAACGCUGGGCCUCAAGAUCAAUACGCACGCUAUGUUUGAUGUGCAAAUCAAGCGGUUGCACGAGUACAAGCGCCAAACGCUAAACAUCAUGGGUGUCAUCCAUAGAUACCUAACCCUGAAGGACAUGACGCCUGCCGAGCGCAAGAAAGCUAAUCCGAAGGUCGUUUUCUUUGCUGGCAAAGCGGCACCUGGCUACUAUGUUGCUAAGCUGACCAUCCGUCUCAUCGUCAAUGUCGCACGUAUCAUCAACGCCGAUCCGGACACGAAAGACCUGCUCCAGCUCUACUUCCUCCCUGACUACUCCGUGUCGCUUGCUGAGGUGCUGAUCCCCGCAUCGGACAUCAGCCAGCACAUCUCGACGGCUGGCACAGAAGCGUCUGGAACGUCGAACAUGAAGUUCUGUCUCAACGGUGGUCUCCUUGUCGGGACUGUCGAUGGUGCGAACAUCGAGAUUGCAGAGGAAGUCGGCGAGAACAAUGUCUUCUUCUUCGGGCACCUGACGCCCGCUGUCGAGGAUCUGCGCUAUCAGCACAUGUACCACUCAGUUCCUGUCGAGCAGAAAUGCCCUGCCUUGGCUAGAGUCCUGAACGAGGUCUCUGCUGGGAGAUUCGGUGACGGCGGUGUAUACGAGCCACUCCUCAAUACCAUUCGUCAAAACGACUACUACCUGCUGACGGAAGACUUUGAUUCUUACAUCGAGGCUUUAAGGCUUGUUGACCAGGCUUACCAGGACCGCACCGAGUGGAUCAAGAAGAGCAUCCGGACGACUGCGAAGGCUAGUAUCCACAAAUCCCUUCGUAUAUCGCGGUAUUGACAGCGACACUCCACAGAUGGGCAAAUUCAGCUCAGAC
Messenger RNA from Fomitopsis serialis, 2287 nucleotides. Its product is annotated as glycogen phosphorylase. Gene Ontology annotation, molecular function: pyridoxal phosphate binding; glycogen phosphorylase activity. Lineage: Eukaryota; Fungi; Basidiomycota; Agaricomycetes; Polyporales; Fomitopsidaceae. Gene Ontology annotation, biological process: glycogen catabolic process. Bases 61 to 2250 code for a protein of 729 amino acids. Gene Ontology annotation, cellular component: cytoplasm. The transcript is spliced from 23 exons. The record is from RefSeq and is a predicted model, not a curated record.